Mesorhabditis belari is the source of this 198-nucleotide messenger RNA. The record is from the annotation of a GenBank genome assembly. Lineage: Eukaryota; Metazoa; Nematoda; Chromadorea; Rhabditida; Rhabditidae.
AUGAUGGGCCAAAUGACGAAACAAAAAUUAAACAUCAUCGAUCCCCACUCUCCAGAUGGCAAGAAAGCUCUAAAGAUAAAAUUCAAAGAUGUGGCAGGGUGUCAUGAAGCCAAAGUUGAAAUCAAAGAAUUUGUCGACUACUUGAAGAACUCGAGCAAGUAUACGAAAUUGGGACCAAACUACCAAAAGGAGCUUUAU